GCACAACAGUGUCCCACACGUGCUUUUCAGCGUUCUCCACGAAUAUGGGCCUAUAGUAAAUUCAUCCUUAAUGUUCUUUGCCUCCCGAACGGACUCUCAGAACCUCUACCUACUAGCUAAGUACACGAAUAUGGUUCCUCGGGCAGUGGAGAUCUUACUCCGAAACUGGAAAGCGGGUGGAGAAUAUAUGCACUAUGCCUUGCACUUCCUCAAAGACUCCUCCUAUUGCCACACGUUGCUCUCGGUGAACUGGACCCGAUGGACACAUCGCGACGAAACUCUGUUCGACCUGAUUGAGGUCUAUGUUCCUGAGGAAGAACAGACGGCUUUAACUAAAGCCGUACUGAAGGCUGACAUCAGGUUCCGUCACCCACUUGAGCGUUUGCAUGCCGCAUGGGCAUCAACUUGGCGACUAGCCAUUCAGAAGCAGGAAUGGAAAGCAGCGAAAGACUACCUGCUUAAGUUUCGUGCCCUUGAAGUAUACCAUGCACUCUUAAACUGUGCGUUGGAAGUCGUGGCUGAGGAAUUCUUGGGAAGAAAUAAAGAGAUAUUGGAGAAUUGGAAAGGGGAUGAGGAACCAUUCCCUGAGCAGGCAAGGCGGCAGUACAUGGAGAUCUUGAAGGACUGUCGUGACUUGCAGGUAAACGUCGAUUUGGUGUUACGGCAGAGUAUGCGUAUUAUGUGGGUAGCUUGAAGGCGCUGAGAGAUGGAGCAUCACGAGAUGCAAUUCAUCGAUUCACAAAGCACAGACGCGUUCUCAGGAUAUGACCUCUUAUGAGCAGAAGAGGCGAUGACCAUCCAGUUGUUUUACUCUCCAACCACCCUCAUUCCAUCCUAUAUUGCUCUCGUUCCCUUUGAUCCCUCCCAAUUCAGAAGUCGAAGCAUCAUCAUCGCGUUUUGUGCAGUGAAAGAGAAUUGAACUUCAAAUAAAUUGCGGUGGAGGGGAGAAUGCCUCCCAUUGUGGAAAGAAGAUCUUGCGGAGGACGAGAAAAAGACUGGUGGCACUGCCAACAUCCCCUAAUACCUCUCCAUGAUCCAAUGUUUCCU
Messenger RNA from Hyaloscypha bicolor E, 1047 nucleotides. RefSeq lists its product as uncharacterized. The record is from RefSeq and is a predicted model, not a curated record. The transcript has 2 exons. NCBI's taxonomy places the organism in Eukaryota, Fungi, Ascomycota, Leotiomycetes, Helotiales, Hyaloscyphaceae. The coding region runs from base 71 to 694 and encodes 207 amino acids.